Molecule: messenger RNA, 405 nt
Organism: Spirometra erinaceieuropaei
Lineage: Eukaryota; Metazoa; Platyhelminthes; Cestoda; Diphyllobothriidea; Diphyllobothriidae
Source: the annotation of a GenBank genome assembly
AUGGACCUAUUCGGUCACAUGCGUGUCUAUGAGAACGGAAUUGAUCGCAGCCCCGACACACCUAGCACCUCCUGCACAUCCACCAUGCCUAGCCUCACCCACACUCCGCCGCCUAGCGCGUUCACCGCCAACAGCUCCAUCACACCCAGUGCAUCCUCCACACCCACCAUGCCCAGCCCACCAAAUGCUUGCCUACCACAACCACCACCACCGAGACCAGCCAAGCAUUCGAUUGCCUGCAGAACACCGUCUGGAAUCGUCACGGUCCUCACCUCGGCAAAAAAUCCAAGAUGUACAAAGCAGGCAUCUUGCCUAAGCUGCUAUACGGAGCAAAGCCCUGGACGGUGUGCAAAAAGGCGCGAAGACUCAACCACCUCCGCCUCAGCUGUCUUCGGCGGAUACUAA